CGCGGUAUGUAAGCCCAGCCCAGCCAGACCGGCAUACCAACCAUACGUGCCUCCGGAUUUGCAGAUAGUAACGUGGAUCAGCUAGGUGAACUUACAAUAACUUAUAAGGCGCGUAGCUUUCAUCAGAAAUCAUGCCGAAGUGUCCAAAGUGUAACAAAGAGGUUUAUUUUGCUGAGAAGAAGACUUCACUUGGCAAGGACUGGCACAAUUUCUGCCUAAAAUGUGAGAAAUGUAACAAGACUUUGACACCAGGAUCUCAUGCCGAGCAUGAAGGAAAGCCAUACUGUAACCAACCAUGCUAUUCAGCCUUAUUUGGACCGGGAGGUUAUGGACGCGGAGGAGGAGAAAGUCACAAAUUUGACUAGGUCAACAUGAGCAUUACAGGGAAUGCAAGCGCCAACAUAAUAUUGACAUUCUCUAGAGCUAUUCUUCACAACAUACAAUACAAAUUGAAUACUCUCUAAAUUUUCGUAUAUUUUCGUUUAUCUCUUGUGAUCCAUGACAUAUGGCCAAAAAAUAUUGUUUAUAGAAAAUAUAGAUUGCAUUUAAUAACCACAUAAUGUUCACCGAAUGUAUGUGUAACUAUAUCACUAUAUAGUUAUGUAGUAAAACUUUUAAACACCCAUUUAAAGUAAUCUUUUAAGUCAAGGAAUGAUAAUGGGGAAAUAGUGAAUUAUAUUAAAAGCAUUUAGAUUAUAUUAGAACAAACGCAGUGAUCAUUAUAGGGGCAUUGUCAUGUGCAUCAUUGUCAUUAUUUGGUGUAAUCAAGUUUCGUUUUUUAUUUUAAGAAAAUUCCCAACAUUUCUUGGUUCUCAAUGUUAAGUAAAUGAGCAAGACUCUGUUCAAAUGUCAAACGUAAGUGGCUGAAUAAUAAUUUCACUUAUUUGCAAGUUA
Priapulus caudatus is the source of this 894-nucleotide messenger RNA. RefSeq names its product cysteine-rich protein 1-like. The transcript has 4 exons. The record is from RefSeq and is a predicted model, not a curated record. Lineage: Eukaryota; Metazoa; Priapulida; Priapulimorpha; Priapulimorphida; Priapulidae. Bases 132 to 365 code for a protein of 77 amino acids.